Plasmodium adleri (nom. inval.) is the source of this 807-nucleotide messenger RNA. Its product is annotated as apicoplast ribosomal protein S10, putative. NCBI's taxonomy places the organism in Eukaryota, Apicomplexa, Aconoidasida, Haemosporida, Plasmodiidae. Gene Ontology annotation, cellular component: mitochondrion; small ribosomal subunit; ribosome. The record is from RefSeq and is a predicted model, not a curated record. Gene Ontology annotation, biological process: translation. Gene Ontology annotation, molecular function: structural constituent of ribosome. The transcript is spliced from 5 exons. The coding region runs from base 1 to 807 and encodes 268 amino acids.
AUGAAUGUAGUCAUUUAUAUCUUUUCCUUUUUGACAUUAUAUAAUAUUUUUUGUUCUUAUGUAAGUAAUGCUUUUAAAAUAAAAUCCGCUUCAGGAUUUACGACUUUUAGGGAGUGGAAAAAAGAUACAAGAAGGAUAUCAAAAUUAUAUAACAAUUUGGAAAAAGUAAAUAAUGAUUUAAAAAAGAAAGAUAUAAUAAAAAAAUGGACUGAGAAUUAUCAUUUGAGAAUAAUAUUAAGUUCCUAUUUUUCCGAUCAUUUACAAAAAGCUGUUUUUAAUGUGAAAGAAAAGUUAAAUCAAUAUCCUCAGUUUAUAGUAGCAGGUCCAAUUCCUCAAAAGACAAUAAGAAAGAGGUUUACAUUUUUGAGAUCUCCUCAUGUGGAUAAAGAUAGUAGAGAACAAUUCGAAAUAAAACAAUACAGUUGUAAAUUAGAUAUUUUUUUGAACUCUUCUGUUCCUAUAAAAAAUUCUGAAUUGAAAUUGCCCAGAUUUGUAGGUUUUGAAUAUUACUUUGAAGAGAAUUAUAAAGGAUUGUCAAAAGAAGAAGUAAAAAAAUUAAAGAAGAAAAAAUAUGUCAGUAAAUAUUUUACCAACUUAUAUAAUGCUGAAGAAAAAAAAAAAUAUGUAGAUUUGUUACUUGAGAAUUCUAAAUAUAUGAAUGUCAAAUUACCAAGAAAUUUUUUCGAAUUAUAUAAAUUCCCUUUAGAAAUAUUAAAGCAUUAUUACAAAAAAACAAUGGAAAAGAAAAAGUGGUACCAUGAAAAUGAGGAGUUAAUGAAGAAAAUCGAAUCUUUAUCUUUUGAUUGA